CAUGGCGCUGCAAAGCGGAGGUGAUGCUGGACCGUGUCAACUAACUUUACCGUUUUAAUUUUCGUCCGUUUACUGUUUAAAUUUUGUGGGUGAAAAAAAAAAACGGUUAUAAAUAUGACUCCUCGGGUGACAUCAUGAACCAGACUUGUGUUUUAAACAAUGAAGGACGACAGCAAGUGAGAAACCGGUGACUAGCGUCGGCUAGGUUAGCACCGCUUAGCCGCACUGUUGAUGGUCACGCUGCUAACGCUUUAGCUAUGCUAAAUGUUUUGGUAGACAGGACCGUAGUAGUAGUAGGUGGAUUCACACACAGAUGACUCCUUCGUAUUAUUUACUUUGACAACAGUGUGUCGUGGUAGUUUAGAGGUGACUAGUGAGCCGGUCGAGCUGGAACCAUGGCCAUGCUCCGGGUGUGGAUGUUGUUACUCGGAGCGGCGCUUGUGGAGCUGUGUGAAGGCGCGCCUCUUCCGCGUCCACUGUCAGCAGGGGAUUCUGCAGAUGAAUCACAUUUUCCUCUGAGUCUUAUGCUGGUUGUGUCUGUGACUGUCCUGGUGGCUACAGUGGUGGUGUUGCUAAACUGUGUAACCUGCUGCAAAGAACGAGAGAUCAACUUUAAGGAGUUUGAAGACAACUUUGAGGAUGAGAUCGACUUCACCCCUCCAGCAGAAGAUACCCCGUCCAUGCAGUCUCCAGCUGAAGUGUACACACUGGCUGUGCCGCAGGCGCCCAUGCCUGGACCUCCACACCUCCAACUGCCCCGGAUAGCAGAAGUCUCAACAGGCCCACAUGUGGCACGCCACACUCUUAGUUACAUUCAAGAGAUUGGGAGCGGCUGGUUUGGCAAGGUGUUGCUCAGUGAAAUCUAUUCAGACCCUAGUAUAUCCAGAGUGGUGGUCAAAGAGCUGAAGGCCAAUGCCAGCUCCAAGGAGCAGAACGACUUCCUUCAGCAGGGAGAUCCGUACAGGGUUCUUCGGCACCCAAAUAUCCUGCAAUGCCUUGGGCAGUGCGUCGAGGCUAUUCCUUUCCUGCUAGUCUUCGAGUACACUGAACUGGGCGAUCUGAAAAGCUAUGUUACUCAGCAUGAAUGGCUGUACAGGAACGGAGAGCUGCUGCAGCUGCAGAAGAUGGCCUGUGAGAUUGCUGCUGGACUUACUCACCUGCACAAGCACAACUUUCUGCACAGUGAUUUGGCCCUGAGGAACUGUUAUCUUACAACAGACAUGACUGUCAAAAUAGGGGACUAUGGUAUUGGCCCCUCGAGAUUUAAAGAGGAUUACAUCACUACUGAGGAGGACCAGUGUGUUGCUUUGCGAUGGCUUGCGCCAGAGCUGGUUGGUGAAUUGCAUGGAGGUGUGAUAACAUCAGAACAGACUAAGCCUGGUAAUGUUUGGGCUUUGGGUGUGACCUUAUGGGAGCUAUUCGAGAGAGGAACACAUCCCUAUACACACCUGUUAGAUAAAGAGGUUCUUCAUCAUGUCAUUAGAGAUCAACAAAUCAAACUCCUCAAGCCUCACCUCGAUCUACCGUAUUCAGAAAGAUGGUAUGAGGUACUGCAGUUUUGCUGGCUUCCUGCAGACAAAAGGGCCACAGCUGAGGAGAUUCACCGGCUGCUCACUUACCUCCGGAUGCAGGGGCAAAAAGAAAUCGAAGACGAUUUUGAGCAGCGUUGGAGCUCCCUGAAGCCUAAUCCUGCUGCCCGGCAGACUACUGUCAGUCAUUCAUCCUUCCCUAUCUUAGAGCAAUUCGAUGAUGGCCGAGAACCGGAUGAGGUGCUUACUGUGACAGAGACAAGUCACGGCCUUAGUUUUGAGUAUGUGUGGGAAGCUGCAAGACACGACCACUAUGACAGCCACACUCGCUCUUCCAUGGAAACCACUCUCAAUUACCACAGCAUGUUUUUCCCAGUGCCACAGCAGGAAAUCCAAGCACACUUCCCAGAGACUGCAGGUGAAGCAGAGGCUGAAAGAGUCCCAGGUACCCUGCCAGUAUUUGAUGCACGAGAGGGCAACUCUGGCAACGAGUACUACAUUCAGCUAGAGGAACAAGACGAAAGUGACCUUGGAGUCAGGGAAAGUGAGAAUGCUGAUGGAGCCGCUGCAUCAAACAAGGAACAAUAUGUCAUCUUACAGGACGUCAAGUUAGAUGAGUCUAGCACAGAUGCAGAUUUCUUUCAUCAGAGCAUAGACUCUAAAGACUCAUUUCUACAGGACAGCCAUAUAUGGUCCUCGAGUGAACACGAAAGUCCUUACCAAGCUGAUAUUUUUGGUGAGAAAGAUUCUAAAUUGGAAGAAGCUCAUUCGUUCAGAAGUGAUUUCAUGGAACUCCCUGAGAUUCGAUCAUUUCACGCUGACACCAAGGGCGCAGUGGAGAAUGAGAGUCUGAGCACUUCCUUUGAAGGUAUCGGACAAGAAGCUGAUCAUUUGGACGUGAUAAAGCUUCUCAAUACAGAGAAACUCGUUGACAACUUUGUGUUCCUAAAAGAAAACAACCUAAUUAAAGAGAGUUCUGGUUUUUCAGAGUCCAGAGACAUGCAGGAAACGGAUGUAUCGCUAAGCCUCUUUGAUGAUAUAAAUGCCACAAAUAAUUUGAACGGUACUGAUAAUGCUUCAAAGCCUAUAGUAACUUCUGCACAGCUUAAGGAGGAAUUCUUGGAUUUGGUAAAUCCAAUUUUAAGAGAUUUUCUGUCACCAUUAAAAGAAAGUAAAACACUGGUGCCUUCAGAUAAAUUAUCAACAGAAGAAACCUAUAGCAACCAGCUGCCAGACACAACUGGCUCUUUAAAUGAGGGAACUGCUAAACUAGGCGGCUGGAUUUAUUCUACUCUCGAGUCUACGCCCGAGAGCGCCGAAAUCGUUGUCUCAAAUCCUACCGGUAGUCAUCAGUUUAAUGAUGAAAGUGCCGCCACAGACGAUUUGUGCACAGAUGCCAAUACCUCUGGCCUUGAAGAAUGCCUCGCUGUCUCUGAGGAGAACAGGCAAGACAUAGGACUUGUAGAAGACUGUUCUGAGCAGAAGAGCCAGCUCUCUUCACCUCUAGAUAAAUCUACAGAAGGAGUAGAUAGUGGUAUAACAGAAGGCUUAACAAGUAGUGAUUCCUUCAGUGACAUGCUUUCAGAUGGGGAGGUCAUGAGCAAAAUCGAAGAUGCUCCAUUGCAAGAUGCUCAAAAAGAACGCAAUCACGAUUCUCAGGAUAUGUGCUCAUCAUUGAUUGUGGACUCUUAUUUGGACCAGAUCAGCCGAGACAGCCUUCUAGAAGACAGCAUGUCAUUGACCUUUCCCGCUGUUGAGAACUCAGCUGAAACCCCUGAUUCAUUAGAUUCUCUCAACAUGCAUAAAGAGGUGGGGCAUGAGAAAACACUGGAUCCUAACAUUCAUAAGCUCCAACCACUUAACAGACCUGCUGACAGUGGAUAUGAAACCGAGAACAUUGAAUCACCUGAGUGGAAUUCCCAACCAAGCAUGAACAAUGUCUCAGAGGAAGAUGUAAAUAGUGCUAAAGAGCCUGCUGCUGCAAAGCUGAUUCCUCCAGAAAUAAUAGUUUCUGAAGUAGACGGUGUACCUGAUGUUCAGGAAAAUAGAGAUGGUCUACACCAAGUACUUAGUGAUGCACCUGUUGGUGGUAGCUAUAGAGACUCUGCUUACUUCUCUGACAAUGAAGAACUGGAUAAGAAAAGUGAUGAUGUCAGUGGUGGAACUCCUGCUGAUUCAUCUCCUCAAGUUGAGAACUCUUCCACUCAUCAUACGAGUGCGUCAGCAGAAGGGUUCUCAGCUCUCCCAGAAGGUGUAGCGUCCGGUGAUCAUCAAGAACAUGUUGGUCCUACAGUUGAAUUAGUCUCAAGUCAAGAAGAACCCUGGGAUAAAGAAAAGCAGGCAUCAGAUUUAACUUGCAAAAAAGAGAGAUUGGACUUCUUCUCUGAUCUCUUAACAGAUCCACCUCAUUCUAGUUUGGCCCCAGCAGCUCAUGAAGAUGCAUCCUCUACCUCAGUGAUGUCUUCAGCUGAAAACGUAGUCCACGCAAAACUAGUGAGGACUUAUGCUGGAGAAGUCCCAAAGAAAAAGGAGCCUGAUAUGGAGGGAAGAUACCUUGGCAAGCUGGAUGGAGCUGCAGCGACCGGAGGUUCCGAAGACGGCAUGGAAGCCGAUGAGGAGGACGAGAACAGCGACGAUUCCGAUGAUGACAUGUGUGCCUACAGACUGCACAGUUCCGGGUCAGAAAGUGACGACGAUGCUGUGUACCCGGUUCCUGUUAUAAUCUCUGACAACAGUGACGCCUGCAACCUCAAAAGCUUAUUAAAACCUAAAUCGCUUCAGAUGGACAAAUCUGCAACAGCAUUGAAUAGUAACGCAGUAAACAGAAGAGUAGUGUCCUUCUUCGAUGAUGUCACUGUUUACCUCUUUGACCAGGAAACCCCUACAAAGGAGCUCGGAGAGCACAUCUCAGGCUCCAACAGCCAGAUGUCUGAGUUUAGCAGCCCAGUGGCCUCCUCCAGUUACCUAAACAGGUUUACCAACUCAGAAAGUUCCACAGAUGAAGAAGGUGGAGCAUUUGAGUGGGACGAUGAUUUCUCUCCAGAACCGUCUUUUCUCCCCAAGUCAGGAAGCGAUCAGUCUGUAAGCAAGGCCACAACAGCGUAUUUCUCCCCGCCUCCUGCGAGCCGUUCCUCAGAGCAGAGCUGGAGCAGCUCCACAGCAUAUUCCCGCUUCUCCAUCUCUCCAGCCAACAUCGCCAGUUUCUCCCUCACCCAUCUCACAGACUCAGACAUUGAACAAGGAGGAAGCAGUGAAGAUGGAGAAAAAGACUGAAGACUGGAUGCAGUAUUUGGGCUAAAAAGACACGUUUUGUAAGUGUUAAAGAGAAUUCAGACACUUGCCUCGAAGGCUGGGAUAAGCUUCUCAGGCAGCAUCAUUUCUUUGGAGAGAAACUGCACAGAGUGAAUCACUGACGUCAACGUUCCCUAUUUCUGUUCCCUUCUUAUACUUCAGCAGAUGAAGCAAUGCAGUCUCUCACACCUCCAUAAACAGUUUUUGAGUCUGUAAAAUUGAAGGAACUUGCUGUGCUUGAACCGCUUUAAGUCUUUAAAGCGCUUCCUAAUAAUUUGUCUUCUUUGUCUGUGUAAGUUCAUGUCACAUUUUGUCAACAUUUUCACUGAACGACUGAGCUGGACUUUUCACAGAUCACCGAUCGGUCAGUAGACUGCUAUGCGGCUCUGCAGUUUUCUCUUGUGGUACUUGGAUUGAAACACAAAAUUUUAUGUGUUGAACGUGUAAUGCUUAUCUGUUGUUAAGAACUAGCUUUGAAAUAAGAGUAGCACUCAUGGUUAAAAAUAUUUUUGCACAACGUUUUGACUACACAUUUUUUAACGGUGGCCUACAAUUUAUUGUACCUAAAACGAAACUUUCGUCAACUUUGUAGUUUGAUGAGAGAUGCAGAAGGAUGCCGAUUAUGAAAUGAAGUUCAACCAUUCCAAAAUCGUCAAAUUACACAAAGAGAUCUGUAGAGUGUCAUUUUGGUUAAAUUAUGUUCUUGGCUGUGUUUCUUUCAGGAUUUUCCUAUUAGUUCAGUGUUCAUCCAUCUAUCCUUACUGAGAGGUAAGGAGCAUCAUUUUCCCUGAAGAAUUGUUGCUUCAGUGGGAUUUUAGGAAGUUUUCUUCCAUUUCACAGUUUAGUAGGACCGGGCAGUAUAUCUUAAAAAAAAAAAAAAAAACUAACAGCAUAUAGGACUCUCAGAUUUCAGAAAAAAAAAAAUCAAAAGUAUUUUUUGAGGAUCAUGCAUGAGCAGAUGUAUUUAAAUAUGGAAAAAAAUAUGGUGAAAAGAGAAAACGUUGAAACUUGGACCAUUUUAUUGGUUUGUUUUAUGCAAAUUAACCAAAAUUUGUCAAGGUGAUUAAAAGCCGCUGAGCAGCUGA
Molecule: messenger RNA, 5905 nt
Organism: Clarias gariepinus (North African catfish)
Lineage: Eukaryota; Metazoa; Chordata; Actinopteri; Siluriformes; Clariidae
Gene: lmtk2
Product: lemur tyrosine kinase 2
Exons: 14
Coding region: 396-4802 (1468 amino acids)
Biological process (GO): protein phosphorylation
Molecular function (GO): protein kinase activity; ATP binding
Source: RefSeq, a predicted model, not a curated record